AUGGCGAACCUGGACUCCAAUCAAGGUGCUCUGGCAUGGCUUCCGAGAGCCGGUGUUCCGGCUUUGAACUGUCCGCCGGGAACAAAGAUGCAUUUACUGGAUUUGGGACGACUGGAGGCUGAUGAAGGAUGGUUUUUCCGAGGAGGCAAUACCAGUACUUUAAGCAAGAAAAAUCCCGAGAAUAAGAGACGCACCAUGAUAUGUGUCGCGGCCUUGAUCGAAUAUCCUGGAUUGGGACUCAUAUUGUUCGAAACUGGAUGCGCUGAAGAUGUCGAUUCUGAAUGGGGCGCUCCUCUGACCGACGUGUUCCCACGCGUCGAGUAUCGGGAAUCACAAAAAUUACCGGCAGCGAUUCGAGCGACGGGCAACGAUAUACGAGACGUCCGAGCAAUCAUCAUGGGACAUCUUCACCUAGACCAUGCGGGAGGUCUGGAACAUUUUGUAGGGACUGAUGUGCCCAUCUAUGUGCACGAGGAGGAAUUCAAACACGCCUGCUGGGCAGUUGGCACCGGGGCUGAUCGAGGCGUUUACCAACAUCAUUAUAUUAGCCUCGACAAGCUGAAUUGGAGCACUUUCACCGAUCCCCAUCUGGAUUUAUUCCAGGGCAUCACUCUCCACCACAGUCCAGGCCACACGCCGGGGUUGGUGAUAAUGCAGGUCAACCUGGAGAAUUCGGGCACCUUCAUCUGGACCACGGACCAGUUCCACGCGGCGGAAAACUACACGGAAAGCCAUCCUCAGGGCUGGCUGGCUCGAGAUCAUACGGCGUGGAUCAAGAGUUCGGCCAUGACUAAGAGGCUGCAACGCCUGUUCAACGCCCAAUUGAUCUUUGGGCAUGACCUGGAGGUGGCGGAGAAGCAUUUCGGCCAGGUCUACCAGUGA
Molecule: messenger RNA, 882 nt
Organism: Exophiala spinifera
Lineage: Eukaryota; Fungi; Ascomycota; Eurotiomycetes; Chaetothyriales; Herpotrichiellaceae
Exons: 3
Coding region: 1-882 (293 amino acids)
Source: RefSeq, a predicted model, not a curated record